Messenger RNA from Hypomesus transpacificus, 1370 nucleotides. Its product is annotated as peroxidasin-like. The record is from RefSeq and is a predicted model, not a curated record. The coding region runs from base 99 to 1091 and encodes 330 amino acids. The transcript has 9 exons. Gene Ontology annotation, biological process: interleukin-15-mediated signaling pathway; T cell activation; positive regulation of ERK1 and ERK2 cascade. Lineage: Eukaryota; Metazoa; Chordata; Actinopteri; Osmeriformes; Osmeridae. Gene Ontology annotation, molecular function: protein tyrosine kinase binding; MHC class II protein binding. Gene Ontology annotation, cellular component: membrane raft; external side of plasma membrane.
AUUCACCUCCUCAAUCCUCUACCCUGUCUUCUUAAUCAGUGCGUUGUGUCGAACAGAGCAAGAAAUAAAAGAUCAGCUGCAGUAGCAGAAAGAAGAAAAUGAAGACCGUGUUUUUAUUUUGUGCCUUCCUUUCAGCUCUCGGUCUAGUUCCAUUAGAAGGGAUCAUUUUGUUUGUGAAACAAGGGGCGUCCGCCCAAAUCAACUGUGGGGUCAAAAUCAAAAACCAGAAUGUAGAGUGGACAUAUGGAGACCAGAAAUCUUUGAUCGUACGGAUCAAUGGGAGAUCUGGAAAACAGACUAAAGGCAACAUCCCCAACAUCCAGGUAAAGCGUUCGGGAGAACAUCUUGAGAUCCCGAGUGUAGGAGGUGGAGAUGUGGGACUGUACACCUGCAAGGUGGACUCAGCAGAGCAUAAACACAGACUCUACAUUGUUACAGCCUCAGUGACCCCCUCUAGUGAUGUCCUUCUGGGCACUGCUGCCUCUCUCCACUGCCAGGUGACCGGGGAGCCCAAGCCCAAGGUGGAGUGGCUGCGUCCGGGCGGAGGGCUCACUGAGUCUUCUGGGCAGGUCCAGCUCAGCGAUGUGACCCUGAAAGACGCUGGGGACUGGACCUGUCGGAUCUCUAAGGAUGGGGAGACCCAUCAAGAGAUCGUGAACGUUCGUGUGCAAAGUUCCAAACCCACAGUCCCACCCUCUGGACCAAAAGAUGUCUCAGUGACUCGAUGCUCCAACUGUAGCACUGUCCUCCAGCCUGGAGAGACUGAAGGGGGGGAGGUGGUUGUACACGGCCAUGGGGGACUGUCCCUGUGGGGGUUGAGCCUGUGGGUGUGGAUAGCAGUGGGGGCCGGAGGCCUGGUGCUGAUCCUGCUGGUGGUGUUGGUGGUCCUCAUGCAGCGCAGAAACAGAAGGAUGAAGAGGAGAGGCCACAAGCUGAGAACCGUACGACAACCUUUGAAGCCCAAUGAAUACUGCCACUGCACCAACAGGGCAGUGGGUCCCCCUCCAAAAGGAAGACCAAGAGAGAAGCCAUCUCCUGUUGCCAAGCAACAGCACUCAACAGGUAGAUCAAAUGUAGGUAGUGGAAGGUAGAUCGACUUGGAAGGAGACAGAAAAAGAGAGCGAGAACGGGAGAGUCAGAGAGAGAGAGACUGAAGCGGAAGGAUGAAGUGUAAAAAAACGUUGAGAGAGAGAAUGUGGUCAAAAUUCCUUACAACUGUCCAUAAUAAAGAUUUUUUUUUUGUAACUUGUUUUCAUAAAAGAAAUAUACUGCUCAUAUAGUACAUUACCGCUGUAUCAGGACUGGCUGGAAGAUUUAGACAAUGUUUUAAAUGUGUAACUUUACAUAAAAUAAAAGGAAUCAUAAUUGUG